Messenger RNA from Ochlerotatus camptorhynchus, 926 nucleotides. RefSeq names its product Gemin 2 (gene Gem2). Gene Ontology annotation, cellular component: SMN complex; nucleus; spliceosomal complex. The transcript has 2 exons. NCBI's taxonomy places the organism in Eukaryota, Metazoa, Arthropoda, Insecta, Diptera, Culicidae. Gene Ontology annotation, biological process: spliceosomal snRNP assembly; spliceosomal complex assembly. The record is from RefSeq and is a predicted model, not a curated record. Bases 95 to 865 code for a protein of 256 amino acids.
CAGUGGCGACAAGUUUGUUUGUUUCGCACUUUUCGAUAAAUAAAUGCCUGUUAUUUCCAAAUCAAAGUGAAAAACUCGUUGAAAAUUUCCUUUGAUGAACACCGACGUUAUCCAGAAGCAAGCCCUCGCCGUCGAUCCACCGGAUGAGUAUUUUGAUCCGGACCUACAGCCAGAAACGGGCGAACAGUAUCUACAGAAGGUCAUCUUCGAGCGGAAGAACUGCCCCGCCGUCGUGGUGGCCAAACCGAGCCCAAAGCGACGCCACCAGCAGCAACAGCAACCGAAGAAUCUCACCGGGAGUGGGGCCAUUCCGAUGGAUCUUGUGAAAAACGUCGCUCCUCGAGCACUGAUGCCUACGAAGGAAUGGGAAUCGAUACAGAAUAGAAAAUUUGCCGAACUGAGGGAAACGAUUACCGGCUACCGAAACAGUGUUUACUAUCAAGAAAAUUUACAAAAAACCCAUAUCUAUUUAAACUUUGAGAACCGGAAGCAGCUGCACGAGUACUGUGCCAAGAAUCAACCCUUCGUUCGCAUCCUGCUGAGUAUGCCGCAGCGCAAUCUGGAAAUUUUACUCGAGUACCUGUACGAAUGGCUGCAGGAGGAACGGAGUGAGGAGGUUUCGGUGGAGGAGCGAAUCUAUCGGAAGGACUGGAUCACCCAGUGGAUCUAUGCCAUUCUGGCGUGCAUCAUCACGCCGCUCGAACCGUACGUCCACAGUGUGCUCAGGGACAUUGCCAAGAUGUGCAUCGCCAUGCGAAACGAUCUGGCCGCCGAGGACGAACUGAAGGUACUGCCGUUGAAUUUGCUUAUCUGUAUUAUUUCGAAAAACUUCAAUCAGCUCGAUCUGAGCGAUAACGUCGAGUGAUAAACCGCGGCUUCCUCAUAUAUUGAUAAUCCUUUUUUUUAUGACAUAUUUUUUGAAUAGA